Messenger RNA from Diuraphis noxia (Russian wheat aphid), 1116 nucleotides. RefSeq lists its product as uncharacterized. Lineage: Eukaryota; Metazoa; Arthropoda; Insecta; Hemiptera; Aphididae. The record is from RefSeq and is a predicted model, not a curated record.
AUGGAGACAACACAGAAAUUGGAGCAGAAAGUUGAUAAAAGUGUUAGUGCCGAAGAAAAAGUUACUGAAACAGAUAAACCAUCCGAAACUCCUAAUACAAAUGAGUCUGUUCUUGAAACUAGUGAUGUAUUAUUGGAUUCCAGUAAAUCAGUGAAAUCCGUUUCAAAAAUAAAAAAUAGUCCCACAUCAAGCAGUGAAAUCUCUUCUACCAACAGUGUAAAUGUAGGACAUGUAUCACGCUCUGGUCGUAAAAUCAAACCAAAAAAAUAUUCUGAUUAUGAAAAUGAAUCAGAGACGCCAAAACGUUCAAGAUUAAGCAAAGAAAAUUCCAAAAAUUCAGAAAAGCAUAAUACUAGCAACAAUGAAACAGAUUCAUCAGAACAAAGUUUUAAAACAAAAGAUGCAAAUUCAGAAGCGAAAAAGCCAUCUAGAAGUAAUGCUUCAGCAUCAUCAAUACCACAUAUAAACCUUAUACCAGAAGACAAAGAAUUAGAGGAAAUAAAUAAUGAAGUCUCUGAAAAUGAUGAACUUCCAGUGGUAAUAAAAGAUAUCAUGGUUGGUGCUUUGUCAAAUAUAGAAACUGGUUGGGUAAAAGCUGGUCCCAAAAAAAUAUCUAAAAUUGAUUUAUUACAUACUGAAGUUGAUCUGCUAGAUUAUAUUCAUAAAUUACGUAUGGCUUUAAGAACUGAUCGUGCUGAUUAUGAAGUAGCAUUAGAAUUAUUGGAGAACAUUGUUGAACUGAAAAUUAAUGCCUUAAUGUUAAAAAAACAUCAAGAAAUUGUGGAAACAAUUAAACAAGUGACAAGGUAUACUGGUAAUGCCAAAGAAUGGAAUCUUAACGAAGAGGAAACUAUUUUACAUAAUGAAAAGUCAACCAAAAUUCGACGCAAGGCUGAAAUAAUAUUUAAUAAAUUUAUUUCCUUAUUCACUGUAUCUGAUGGGCAAUCGUUUGAGGAGAUAUUUAACAAAGAAGUUGAAGACUUUUUUACAAAGACUAAACAUUUGGCUUGUGAUCAGAUUUAUGGAAUUACUUCAGAUAAGGAUUAUAAUUAAUUUUUCUUACUAUUAAGAAAUUAAUUAAAACAACCAACAUUUUUUUUUAUCUUUACAAAACAA